UUUGCCGGUAGUGUUGAAAGAUACUAUAGAUAGAUAGGGCUGGGAUUAAGGUUGGUACAAAUGGCGAGUGGGGUUGGCAAUUAUUCAUCUUCAUUUACUACUGCUUUUUGUGGUUGUAAUCUCGGUGGUGAAGCUUUAGGGAUUCUAUCAUCAACUCAAAUUGAUAAACGGAGAAAGCAAAAUCUUGCAGGCGCACCUAAAAGAAUGGAGAGCUACUCCACCACUUCAUCCAUCAAAAACAAAAUCAUCGAUUCGCAUCUACAUAUAUGGGCUUCUUCUCAACAAGCAGCGGACAAGUAUCCAUACUUUCCUGGCAAUGAACCUCCUAUGCCUGCUGAUCUUGAUUUCUUGCUUUAUUGCAUGGCUGAAGCAGGAGUUGAUGGUGCCAUGAUUGUGCAGCCAAUUAACCAUAAAUCUGAUCAUUCCUUUGUCACAAGUGUGCUGAGGAAAUACCCAUCCAAAUUUAUAGGCUGCUGCCUUGCAAAUCCAGAGGAAGAUGGAGGCGGGGUCCAGCAACUGGAACAUCUCAUAACAAAGGACGGUUAUCGUGCUGUUCGAUUUAAUCCGUAUUUGUGGCCGUCUGGUCAAAAGAUGACAAAUCAAAUUGGUAAAUCAAUGUUUUCCAAAGCUGGAGAGCUUGGUACACCAGUAGGUAUUAUGUGCAUGAAGGGUCUUGAUUUGCAUUUAUCAGAAAUUAAGGAAUUGUGUACAGAAUUUCCUUCUACAGUGGUUCUGCUUGAUCAUUUGGCUUUCUGCAAACCUCCUCUAAAUGAUGGAGACACUACAACCUUUUCAGAGCUGUUAAAGCUAUCAGAAUUCCCGCAGGUUUACAUAAAGUUCAGUGCCCUGUUCAGAGUAUCAAGAAGUUCAUAUCCGUAUGAAGAUCUAUCUCAAGUUCUUUCUAAAGUAGUGUCAAGCUUUGGCGCUAACCGUGUCAUGUGGGGAAGUGACUUCCCAUUUGUUGUGGAUGAGUGUGGUUAUAAAGAAUCUAAGGAAGCAGUGUCUCUUAUUGCUUCUAAAGUGCCUUUAUCACCUGAUGAGUUGGAGUGGAUCAUGGGUAGAACCGCUUCUGAACUAUUUCAAGGAAAAUAAAUAUUCCUAAAGUUGGAUUAAAUCAAGCUUAAUUGGGCUUAAUCAGGUGAAAAUUCAGAUUUUACGGGCUACCUGCGCAGCAAAUCUUGUUUGGGCCAUAACUUGAGUUCCGGACGUCAGAAUUAGACGAUUCAACAGCCCACGCGAAGAUAUCUUAAUUGUCUACAAGUUUAAAGUGGUCCAGCUAUCUAAAGACAAAAGGAUCAGCCCAGAAUCAGGCCUGAAAGUCAGCCCACGAAUUUUGUCUCAGAAUCCAACUUGUUUUAGGAAAUCGGAAUUGUUUUUCGAGGAAACCAUUAAAACAUUAUUAUUAUUAGGGUUUUAUUAUUAUUAGAUAUCGAAGAGAGUGUAUUGAGAGAUAGAGAAAGCUUUGGGAGAUAACUUGAGCAAAGAUUGAAGGGAUUCAGUCCAAGUUCGAGAGAUUUCGUCAAGUUGUAUUUUCUUACUCUUGUACCCUUUUGACAUGAUUUCAGUAAUAUAUAUAUUCGUGUUUUCUUUAA
Daucus carota subsp. sativus is the source of this 1592-nucleotide messenger RNA. RefSeq lists its product as uncharacterized. Gene Ontology annotation, biological process: secondary metabolic process. Lineage: Eukaryota; Viridiplantae; Streptophyta; Magnoliopsida; Apiales; Apiaceae. The record is from RefSeq and is a predicted model, not a curated record. Gene Ontology annotation, cellular component: cytoplasm. Gene Ontology annotation, molecular function: carboxy-lyase activity; hydrolase activity. The coding region runs from base 61 to 1092 and encodes 343 amino acids. The transcript has 11 exons.